CUGAGUCUGAGAGCUCAGAGGAGGGAAAGUCUGAGAGACACAAAAAGGCCAAAGAAAGGCCAAAGGUAGAGGAAAUAAAAUCUGUCCAGUUGAGGAGAAAUUUGGCUUUGCAGGCACCAUGAAAAGCUUUCUUUCCUGGACAGUCCUGGCAGCCCUUGUCCUGGUGCACAUCUCCCAGGCAGUCUAUGUUCAGGAUGGAGACUUUAAAUUCCCCCUGGAGUCUGUGAAGAAGCUGAAGGAGCUCAUGGAGGGCAGCAAACACAUCAACCCUCGCAUGAUGGUGCCCAUGGCCAGCUACUCCCCAUGCCAGGACAAACACCUCCCUGAGGAGUUCAGGCCUGUGUGCAAGAGGGAGGAUGCACCCAUGAUUUUCAGGAGGCUGAGCCUGGCUGCUGAGGACGACCUGUGUGAGAUCUGUGCCAACGCUGCCUGUGCUGGCUGCUUCUGAGAAGGUGGAAAAACCCACAACAGACACGUCCAGCUGGGAAGUUUGUGCAUUCCUGUGAAGAUCAUGUACUUUCACCAAUCAAUAUUCCUGGGCUUCAACUGCAGGCAAGCUGCAGCUGCCAGCUCGUGGGGACAUCCCUGCAGUCCUGCAGCACCUGGAGCAGAGCAGAUCUGCCAGCAAGGAGGCUGGGACUCCUCUGAGAGCUUCCAGGGCUGCAGGAGUUGGGUGACACUGCAAUGGAAAUGCCCUGGGUUUCAUUUCCCACUGUUUCCCCUGGAUUUGAACAAACUGUGAAACUCAGCAUCCCCUGCAGCCUCUUUAAUGGCUAAUUUUUAAUGUCCAAUAAGCAGUAUCUAAUCAUUAAUAUCUACCUGUGAUUUGGCCUCCCCUACACACAACAUCACUGGAUGAUUCCCUUUUUCAGCCCUCAUUCCCAGUGGGUUGGAUCCCUUUCCCUCCCACCUGCCUGCAGGUGACUCCUCUGAGUUUGUAGCAGAACUGCAAUGAGUAACUCAAGCUGAAUUCCUGCUGUUUAGGAACAUUCUGACAGCCAGAAAUCAGCCAGUUCCUUGUACUGAUUGUUGUUGAUUUGGGGAAUGGAUGUAGAGGAGCACAGGAACACUUCUUCACUGGCUGGGUAUCAAGGUUCUUUAAACUCUCUUUGAGAGAAAAUAAUUCUAAAGCACAGUGCUAGAAUCACACUGAAAUGAAAGCAUUGUCUGUUUUAUUUAUUGGUGGCAAGAUUGUAAAGAAAUUCUGUUCAUGUUUAUAUGCUGUACAGGCAAUAAAAAACUAGUAAUAAUUUGGA
Messenger RNA from Melospiza melodia melodia, 1256 nucleotides. It is a transcript of the gene GUCA2A, whose product is annotated as guanylate cyclase activator 2A. The coding region runs from base 119 to 448 and encodes 109 amino acids. Gene Ontology annotation, cellular component: extracellular region. Lineage: Eukaryota; Metazoa; Chordata; Aves; Passeriformes; Passerellidae. The transcript is spliced from 3 exons. Gene Ontology annotation, molecular function: guanylate cyclase activator activity. The record is from RefSeq and is a predicted model, not a curated record.